Molecule: messenger RNA, 1521 nt
Organism: Oncorhynchus keta (chum salmon)
Lineage: Eukaryota; Metazoa; Chordata; Actinopteri; Salmoniformes; Salmonidae
Product: putative mediator of RNA polymerase II transcription subunit 26
Exons: 4
Coding region: 1-1374 (457 amino acids)
Source: RefSeq, a predicted model, not a curated record
AUGGGGGCAUCAAAAGUGAAAAAGUCCCUGAGCUCAGCUUGCACACGGUUUGUCAAGCUACUUGACUUGCAUUCGCACCAGGUCCAGAACUCAAAGCGUUUCAGCCUUCAACAGCACCAGGUCCAGAACUCAAAGCGUUUCAGCCUUCAACAGCACCAGGUCCAGAACUCAAAGCGUUUCAGCCUUCAACAGCACCAGGUCCAGAACUCAAAGCGUUUCAGCCUUCAACAGCACCAGGUCCAGAACUCAAAGCGUUUCAGCCUUCAACAGCACCAGGUCCAGAACUCAAAGCGUUUCAGCCUUCAACAGCACCAGGUCCAGAACUCAAAGCGUUUCAGCCUUCAACAGCACCAGGUCCAGAACUCAAAGCGUUUCAGCCUUCAACAGCACCAGGUCCAGAACUCAAAGCGUUUCAGCCUUCAACAGCACCAGGUCCAGAACUCAAAGCGUUUCAGCCUUCAACAGCACCAGGUCCAGAACUCAAAGCGUUUCAGCCUUCAACAGCACCAGGUCCAGAACUCAAAGCGUUUCAGCCUUCAACAGCACCAGGUCCAGAACUCAAAGCGUUUCAGCCUUCAACAGCACCAGGUCCAGAACUCAAAGCGUUUCAGCCUUCAACAGCACCAGGUCCAGAACUCAAAGCGUUUCAGCCUUCAACAGCACCAGGUCCUGAACUCAAAGCGUUUCAGCCUUCAACAGCACCAGGUCCUGAACUCAAAGCGUUUCAGCCUUCAACAGCACCAGGUCCUGAACUCAAAGCGUUUCAGCCUUCAACAGCACCAGGUCCUGAACUCAAAGCGUUUCAGCCUUCAACAGCACCAGGUCCUGAACUCAAAGCGUUUCAGCCUUCAACAGCACCAGGUCCUGAACUCAAAGCGUUUCAGCCUUCAACAGCACCAGGUCCAGAACUCAAAGCGUUUCAGCCUUCAACAGCACCAGGUCCAGAACUCAAAGCGUUUCAGCCUUCAACAGCACCAGGUCCAGAACUCAAAGCGUUUCAGCCUUCAACAGCACCAGGUCCAGAACUCAAAGCGUUUCAGCCUUCAACAGCACCAGGUCCUGAACUCAAAGCGUUUCAGCCUUCAACAGCACCAGGUCCUGAACUCAAAGCGUUUCAGCCUUCAACAGCACCAGGUCCAGAACUCAAAGCGUUUCAGCCUUCAACAGCACCAGGUCCUGAACUCAAAGCGUUUCAGCCUUCAACAGCACCAGGUCCAGAACUCAAAGCGUUUCAGCCUUCAACAGCACCAGGUCCAGAACUCAAAGCGUUUCAGCCUUCAACAGCACCAGGUCCUGAACUCAAAGCGUUUCAGCCUUCAACAGCACCAGGUCCAGAACUCAAAGCGUUUCAACCUUUUAGAUCAUAAUGAAUAAGAGGGGAUCUGAUCCUAGAUCAGACACUUUAUAAAUACGGGCCCAGGACAAUACAUACACCGCAUGACACUAGCCAGCACUUUAAACUGUUCUUUUACACACAUCCACACACCAGGUUUUGUGAUCACUCCAUGUGUUGUUUUCAGA